Messenger RNA from Ornithorhynchus anatinus (platypus), 3598 nucleotides. RefSeq names its product VPS54 subunit of GARP complex (gene VPS54). Gene Ontology annotation, molecular function: syntaxin binding. Gene Ontology annotation, cellular component: GARP complex. The record is from RefSeq and is a predicted model, not a curated record. Gene Ontology annotation, biological process: retrograde transport, endosome to Golgi; Golgi to vacuole transport. Lineage: Eukaryota; Metazoa; Chordata; Mammalia; Monotremata; Ornithorhynchidae.
GCGGCGGCGGCGGCGGCGGCAGCGACGUGGAGGUCCGGAGGCGGCUGGCCAUGUACUAGGCCUCGCUCCGGGCCGGCCGGCAGGGAGGGACCGACCCGCAGUUUAUGUUGAGUGGUGAUUUUAUGCAAUGGCUUCAAGCCACAGUUCUUCACCAGUGCCUCAAGCAAGCAGCAGUGAUGCUUUCUUUAAGAAGGAGGUGGAUUCUUCUAAACAUAUUAGGCCUGUGCAGUCACUGCCAGAUGUGUGUCCCAAGGAACCUAGAGGCGAUCCUAAUAGUUUAUGUGAUGCCCCAUCCCUAGUUGCAGAUCAACGUAGGUGGACUAUUUAUCAUUCCAAAGUAAAUCUCCCAGCAGCAUUAAAUGAUCCUAGAUUAGCAAAAAGGGAGUCUGAUUUCUUCACAAAAACAUGGGGAUUGGAUUUUGUGGACACCGAAGUCAUGCCUUCAUUCUACCUCCCACAAAUAAGCAAGGAACAUUUUGUUGUAUAUCAACAAGAAAUCUCUCAGAGAGAGAAAAUUCACGAGAGAUGCAAGAGUAUAUGUCCUCCUAAAGACACCUUUGACAGGACUCUUUUACAUAUUCAUGAUAAAUCCAGGACAGAUCUGGAACAAGUACCUAAGAUUUUUAUGAAACCAGAUUUUGCCUUGGAAGAUUCCUUAACGUUUAAUGCAGUUUUACCAUGGUCUCAUUUUAACACUGCUGGAGGAAAGGGAAACCGUGAUACGGCUUCCUCAAAGUUACUUCAAGAAAAGCUGAGCCAUUAUCUGGAUAUUGUGGAAGUAAACAUUGCUCAUCAGAUCUCUCUCCGAUCAGAAGCAUUUUUUCAUGCAAUGACUUCUCAGCAUGAAUUGCAGGACUACCUCAAGAAAACCUCCCAGGCUGUAAAAAUGCUUCGAGAUAAAAUUGCACAGAUCGAUAAAGUAAUGUGUGAAGGACCGCUCCGCAUUUUAAGACUGGCUCUUACCAGGAAUAACUGUGUCAAAGUGUACAAUAAACUGAAGUUAAUGGCCACUGUACACCAGACUCAACCGACAGUGCAGGUGUUGUUGUCCACAUCCGAAUUUGUUGGGGCAUUGGAUUUAAUAGCCACAACACAAGAGGUUCUACAGCAGGAACUUCAGGGCAUUCACAGUUUCCGGCACCUGGGAUCACAACUUUGUGAAUUAGAAAAAUUGAUAGACAAGAUGAUGAUUGCAGAAUUUUCUACUUAUGCACAUAGUGACUUAAACAGGCCCUUAGAAGAUGACUGCCAAACUUUAGAAGAGGAAAGAUUAAUAUCACUUGUAUUUGGACUUUUAAAGCAAAGAAAACUCAAUUUUUUAGAAAUAUAUGGUGAAGAAAUGAUUAUUACAGCCAAGAAUAUCAUUAAGCAGUGUGUGAUUAAUACAGUUUCGCAGAUAGAAGAAAUAGACACAGAAGUUGUCGUAAAACUUGCUGAUCAGAUGAGAAUGAUGAAUUUUCCUCAGUGGUUUGAUCUACUAAAUAAUAUUUUCUCAAGGUUGAUAGUCUUCCUCCAGAGGGUUAAGGCAACGUUAAAUGUUGUCCGUAGCGUUGUUCUGUCAGUGCUUGACAAAAACCAAAGGACUAGAGAACUGGAGGAGACUUCCCAACAGAACAAUGCCAGAAAAGACAACUCCGUGGACACGGAAGUGGCCUACCUAACCCAUGAAGGCAUGUUUAUUAGCGAUGCAUUUAAUGAGGGUGAAAAAGUCCCGCCUGUGGCUGCUGACACUACCUCCCAAAGAAAUGCAUCUCCAAACAGUGAGCCCUGCAGCAGUGAUUCGGUAUCCGAACCAGAAUGUACUACUGAUUCUUCAUCCAGCAAAGAGCACGCAACAUCUUCUCUUACACCAGGAGGAGUGGACUUGAUGUUCAGUGAGGACGUGAAGCUGACUGACUUAGAAUUGGGGAAGCUGGCUAAUGGUAUUCAAGAGUUACUAUAUAGUGCCUCAGACAUCUGCCAUGAUCGGGCGGUCAAAUUUCUAAUGGCGAGAGCAAAGGAUGGCUUUCUGGAGAAAUUGAACUCCACUGAAUUUGUCGCCCUUUCUCGAUUAAUGGAAACAUUUAUCUUAGACACUGAUCAGAUUUGUGGAAGAAAAAGCAUGUCAUUACGUGGGGCCCUUCAGAGCCAAGCUAAUAAAUUUGUAAAUAGGUUCCAUGAAGAAAGGAAAACAAAACUCAGUCUCCUGCUAGAUAAUGAACGUUGGAAACAAGCUGAUGUGCCCGCUGAGUUUCAGGAUCUUGUUGAUUCCAUAACAGAUGGCAAAAUUACUUUACCUGAAAAAAAGCCAGGAACUUCAGAAGAAAGAAAGCCAACAGAUUUCCUUGUCGUGGAGGGCCAACAGUAUGCUGUUGUUGGAACAGUGUUGUUGUUAAUAAGAAUUAUCCUUGAAUACUGCCAGUGUGUGGAUAACAUCCCUUCAGUUACAACUGACAUGCUUACUCGUCUGUCUGAUUUACUAAAGUACUUCAACUCAAGAAGUUGCCAAUUAGUUCUUGGAGCAGGGGCCCUGCAAGUUGUUGGCUUGAAAACAAUAACUACAAAAAACUUGGCUCUUUCCUCGCGCUGCUUGCAGUUAAUUGUGCACUACAUUCCUACUAUCCGGGCUCAUUUUGAAGCUCGACUGCAACCUAAGCAGUAUAGCAUGCUCAGGCAUUUUGAUCACAUUACUAAGGACUACCAUGACCAUAUAGCUGAAAUCUCAGCAAAACUUGUAGCGAUAAUGGAUAGCUUAUUUGACAAGCUGAUAUCUAAGUAUGAAGUGAAAGCUCCUGUUCCUUCCACGUGCUUCAGAAAUAUUUGUAAGCAAAUGGCAAAAAUGCAUGAAGCUAUAUAUGAUCUCCUUCCAGAGGAACAAACCCAGAUGUUAUUUUUAAGAAUUAAUGCAAGCUACAAACUCCAUUUGAAGAGACAGCUGGCUCAUUUAAAUGUAGUCAAUGAUGGAGGACCUCAAAAUGGGUUGGUAACAGCAGAUGUAGCUUUUUACACUGGAAACCUUCAGGCCUUGAAAGGCCUUAGCAAUCUGGACCUAAAUAUGGCUGAGAUUUGGGAACAGAAGAGGUGAUGAUGACUAAACAACUGUGCAAGCUGUCUAGACCACAGGAUGCCUGUGUGUGAAAGAGACAUGAUGGCCGGGACUCCGACUAUUCAAAGAUGAGCCCAGAAAUGUAUGUUGGGGUUAGGGGAGGGGAAGUAUCAGUGUUGGAAAACUAGCUGCAGUGGGCUGGGCGAGGAGAGCCCUUCCAGGAAGGACCAUCCUUCAGUGGGGAAUGACUGAUCAAGUGUCUCCAACCAUUUUCAUUUUCUCUGGAAACAGACUCAGGUUUCUUUGGACCAAAUCCAAAAGAACACAUAGCUGUAACACAGCUGUAGUUGACUAGAAUGCUCUGUAUUACUUUAUUAAAAAUGCUUUGCAUUUCCUCUAGUGCAAUGAAAUUCAUAUGGUGUCCCACCUUAUUUAAUGAUGGUACAAUGGAAAAUAUUAAAACUUUGGGAGUCAUCUCUCCAGACAAUGUUUUCUCUGACAGUGAUGCUGUUUGAAAAAUUAUUUUUUUACAGAUCUUUCUAUAAAGAAAAAUAAAUGUUUUGAUUGCUUGGA